AUGGCUCACAGAGGAAAUCGGCUGGAGAAAAUCUCCUGUUCCAUCUGUUUGGAUUUCCUGACGGAUCCUGUGACUAUUGCAUGUGGACACAGCUAUUGCAUGAUCUGUAUUAAACAAUCCUGGGAUACAGAUGAGACGAAAGUCUGUAAAUGCCCUCAGUGCAGGACAGUGUUCAAACCAAGGCCGGUCCUGGUGAAAAACGUCAUAUUAGCAGAGUUGGUGGAGGAUCUGAAGAAGACUGGACUCCAAGCUGCUCCAGSUGAUCACUGCUAUGCUGGACCUGAAGAUGUGGUCUGUGAUGUCUGCACUGGGAAGAAGAUGAAAGCUGUCAAGUCCUGCCUGGUCUGUUUGAUUUCCUUUUGUGAGAAUCACCUUGAAACUCAUGAUGACGACCCUGAAUUAAAGAAACACAAGCUGGUGAACCCGUGCAAAGAGCCGCUACACAGCAUCUGCUCUCGUCAUGAUGAGGUGAUGAAGAUCUUCUGUCGUACUGAUCAGCAGUGUAUCUGUUAUCUCUGCUUAAUGGAUGACCAUAAAGGUCAUGACACAGUCCCAGCUGCAGCAGAAAUGGCCGAGAAAAAGAAGAAGCUCCAGGUGACUCGAAACCAAAUCCAGCGGAAUAUGCAGGACCAAGAGAAAGAAGUGAAGCUGCUUCAGCAGGAGGUGGAGGCCAUCAAUGCAUCUGCCGAUAAAGCAGUGGAGGACAGUGAGAAGAUCUUCACUGAGCUGAUCCGUCUCCUUCAGAAAAAAAGCUCUGAUGUGAAGCAGCAGAUCAGAUCCCAGCAGGAAACUGAAGUCRGCCAAAUAAAAGAGCUUCAGGAGAAGCUGGAGGAGGAGAUCACCGAGCUAAAGUGGAAAGACGCUGAGCUGGAGCAGCUCUCACACACASAGGAUCACAGCCAGUUUCUCCUCAACUAUACUUCACUGCCAGACCUAAGUGAGUUUAUACACACACAGGGCAUCUAUAUGCAUCCUUGGAAAAACUUCAAGGAUGUGAUAGCAGCUGUGUCAAAGCUCAGAGAUCAACUACAGGAUAUUCUGGCAGACACUCGUACAAAGACACCAGUUAAAGUCAGCAAGGUGGAGACUUUAAAGUCAGAACCAGAACCAAAAACCAGAAGUGAGUUCUUAAAAUAUUCACAAGAMAUCACUCUGGAUCCAAACACGGUGAACAAAAAGCUGUUAUUAUCUGAGGGGAACAGAAAAGUAACGAGAAAGAAUAAAAAACAGUCUAUUCCUGAUCAUCCAGACAGAUUUACUGGUCACUAUCAGGUCCUGAGCAGAGAGAGUCUGACUGGACGAUGUUACUGGGAGGUGGAGAUGAGAGGAGACAGAGUUGGAGUAGCAGUUUCAUACAAGAACAUCAGCAGAGCAGGAUUGUCAGAGAAAUGCGAGUUUGGAAUGAAUGAUAUCUCUUGGUCAUUUGACUGCCGAUCAAAGAGUUCCACAAUUUAUCACAACAGAGUUGAAACUCCAGUAYCAGGCCCAGUUUCCUCCAGAAUAGGASUGUAUCUGGACCACAGAGCAGGUAUUCUGUCUUUCUACAGCGUCUCUGGUACCAUGACUCUGAUCCAYAGAGUCCAGACCAGAUUCACUCAGCCKCUACAUGCUGGGAUCUGGCUGUUUUAUGUUGACUCAUCUGCUGAGUUCAUUAAGGUGAAAUAAUCAGCAGUGAUCUGAGGUCCAGUUGGUUAAAAUCUGUACUUUGGCCCAAGUCUCUUUAGUCUCCAUCAUUGUCACUGUAACCUCAAUGUCAUUUCUUCCCUUCUCUGAGAUCAGCCRUCUUUAUGGAGCUACUUGAUGUUGGAGUUUGGAUGUUGUCCCRUCUGUCCAAUGAAGCUCCUGUCUUUCAUGGCGAGUUAUUUUUGACAACCCAAACUGUUGGUAUGAAGCCAACUUCUGCUCCAUUAGACUCUGUUUUCAGACAACAAACAAUCAUUAAGGUUAUUCAAAUUUUUAUAUUGUGUGUAAAUUGUGACUGAAACUGUGUUUAUCCUGUUAAUGAUUAAAUCUAUGAUGUGUCGGGUAACUGAGACGACUGCACACGAUGUCACAUUAGAGUCAUACAGUCA
This is a messenger RNA of Poecilia reticulata (guppy), 2072 nucleotides long. The record is from RefSeq and is a predicted model, not a curated record. NCBI's taxonomy places the organism in Eukaryota, Metazoa, Chordata, Actinopteri, Cyprinodontiformes, Poeciliidae.